AUGAUUGCUCCUCGACUGGCACGGCGGUUCCAAUAUAAGCUUGCAAUCAUCUCAGCUCUUGCAUUCUGCCUGACAGCGUGGGUUCUGCUGGCCCACAGGCGACCGCCUCGACAGUCGUUGGAUGAGGAAGCCUUGCGAAGAGGCUUUCCCCUUGUUUACAAGCAUAUACAUUCUUUCCGGGGAAAAGGAGGAGCAUGGUACAUUCCCCCGGAAUGGAUGAAGAGCGACCAAACCCCACCGCGAACCAUCAUCGAGGCUGCACGCAUAGCUUCCCAAGCAACUCAAUCGCAUACCGAGCGUCAUAUCCCCUUUUCAAAUAUCCCGUUAAUCGUUCAUCAAAAAUGGAAUACAGCGCGGCUAAACGGCACAGACGCAAGAAUCGUCUCUUUUGUUGAAACUUGGCUUACACACUCUACAUUGCCCGAGGAGGGCAGUAGCCCCAUGGCGUAUUUUCUUUGGGAUGACCAAGGCGUCUUGUCCCUGGUCAAGGAACUCGAGUCACCCUUGGCAGACGACUUCACCAACGUGUUCUCGCCAGUGGAAAAGGUGGAUAUUUUCAGAAUCAUGGUGUGCAAAUGGUUUGGAGGCAUCUACGGGGACAUUGACACGAAACCCCUCCAACAUCCCGCCCGUUGGAUUCAGCAAUCCGACAUUGCAGAAUGGACCGACGAAUUGACGGGCAAAACGCAUGGCCUUGACAGCGCCGCGCGGCGCCGGCUCCUGCAGACACCCGCGCAGUCUGCGCAACCCGUCAACGCCAUAUGGGGAAUUGAAUGCGACUCGGACCCGAAAACCGACGCCCACUGGCGCAUGGGAUACACGUACGCCAUCCAGCUCACGAACUGGGCACUGGCGUCCGCCCCUCGCCACCCCAUUCUGCAACGGUUCCUCGACCGCCUCGCCGACAAGGCCAGCGAGGCCAAGCUGGCGGCGCUGCACACGUCUACCGGCGGCCUCUCCCAGCUGCACUACGAUCCGCUCACGCGCACCGGGCCCGCGGCCGUCACGGAGGUGACGCGCAAAUGGCUGGAAGAGCGGGAAGGUCUGAGGUGGGACGCCCUGACGGGUCUCAAGGACAAUGGGAGGACGAAGCUCGCUGGCGAUGUCUUGAUUCUCCCCAUGACCGGAUUCAGGUACACAUCUCCCCUGCAUGCUACACAUUACCAACGCAUCGGUUUUCCCACUUCAUUUGCUGACGAGGACAUUGCGCAGCCCGACAAGAGAGAGGUAUAG
Metarhizium brunneum ARSEF 3297 is the source of this 1233-nucleotide messenger RNA. RefSeq lists its product as uncharacterized. NCBI's taxonomy places the organism in Eukaryota, Fungi, Ascomycota, Sordariomycetes, Hypocreales, Clavicipitaceae. Gene Ontology annotation, biological process: protein N-linked glycosylation. Gene Ontology annotation, molecular function: alpha-1,6-mannosyltransferase activity. Gene Ontology annotation, cellular component: mannan polymerase complex. The record is from RefSeq and is a predicted model, not a curated record.